This is a messenger RNA of Camellia sinensis, 3014 nucleotides long. RefSeq names its product exocyst complex component SEC15A. Gene Ontology annotation, cellular component: exocyst; membrane. Gene Ontology annotation, biological process: exocytosis; Golgi to plasma membrane transport; intracellular protein transport. Lineage: Eukaryota; Viridiplantae; Streptophyta; Magnoliopsida; Ericales; Theaceae. The record is from RefSeq and is a predicted model, not a curated record.
AAAAAAAAACAGCAACAACAGCCAUAACAACUAACUACUUAUGAAACCCCGCCCCUCUCUCUCUCAUAUGCAACCCACCGAACUCUGUCAUGAUCGGCAUAUGCAAACCCACUUUGGAAAAUUCAAAAUCUUGCAAAAACUUUUCCCCAAUCUAUAACAUAAAUAAAAGUCAGACAACCCAUCCUCUAUCUCUCUUCUCCGGCGCCUGCAUUUCCUACUCCGGUCACUUCACAUCUCCGGAAGAAACCGCGAUAGUCUUCACUAGUUCCCCAGACUCAACAGAAUUUCCAAUUCCUUCCUUGCUUGAAUUCGGACUCAAAAUGAGUAAUAGUUUCAUUGAUGACGACCCAUUUCCAACUGCUGAUUCAAAUGUGUUUUGCUAUCUAAAUCAGGAUUGAUCGGAACUAUGAAUGCAAAACCCAAGAGGAGAACUGUAAAGGAGAAUGGGGAUACCGGCGAGGACUUGGUUCUUGCAACUUUGAUUGGGAAUGGCGAGGAUUUGGGUCCCAUGGUCAAGCAUGCUUUUGAGAUGGGCAGGCCCGAAGCACUACUUCACCAACUUAAGUUUGUAGUCAAGAAGAAGGAAGUUGAGAUUGAGGAGCUCUGUAAGCUACACUACGAGGAAUUUAUUCUUGCUGUUGAUGAGCUCCGCGGUGUCCUAGUUGAUGCUGAAGAGCUAAAAAGUGAGCUUGCAAGUGAUAAUUUUAGGCUGCAAGAGGUUGGGAGUUCUCUUCUUCUCAAACUCGAUGAGCUCCUCCAAUCUUAUUCAAUUAAGAAGAAUGUCACUGAAGCCAUUAAAAGAUCAAGGAACUGUGUUCAAGUGUUGGAUCUAUGCGUCAAGUGUAACAAUCACAUUUCUGAAUUGCGGUUUUACCCUGCUCUGAAAACCAUUGAUCUGAUCGAGAAAAAUUAUUUGCAAAAUAUUCCCGUCAAGACGCUCAGGAUGCUUAUAGAGGAAAGAAUACCAAUAAUAAAAUCACAUAUUGAGAAAAAGGUCACUAGUCAAGUUAACGAAUGGCUAGUUCUCAUAAGGAGCACUGCAAAAGAUAUUGGACAAACGGCAAUAAAAUAUGCUGCAUUGGCUCGUCAGAGGGACGAGGAAACGCUAGCUUGUCAGAGGAAAGCCGAGGAACAGAGUUGUUCAGGGUUAGAAGAUUUUCCAUAUACUUUGGAUGUUGAAGAAAUUGAUGAAGAUUCAGUUCUGAAAUUUGACCUCACGCCUCUUCAUCGGGCAUAUCACAUUCACACUUGCCUAGGAAUCCCAGAGAAGUUUCGUGAUUACUAUUACAAGAAUCGGUUGUUGCAGCUAAGUUCAGAUUUGCAAAUAUCUUCCACCCAACCAUUUCUUGAAUCCCAUCAGACCUUUUUAGCUCAAAUUGCAGGGUAUUUUAUAGUGGAGGAUAGAGUCUUGAGGACUGCUGGUGGGCUAUUAUUGGCUAGUCAGGUCGAGACGAUGUGGGAAACAGCUGUUGCUAAAGUGACAUCAGUGUUGGAGGAACAGUUUUCCCAUAUGGACACCGCGAGCCAUAUUCUCUUGGUCAAGGAUUAUGUGACUCUUCUUGGGGCAACACUUAGGCAAUAUGGUUAUGAAGUGGGUUCAAUUCUUGAGAUUCUCAACCAUAGCCGUGAAAAGUACCACGAGCUUCUUUUAACAGAGUGUCGACAACAAAUCACCGAUAUUCUUGCCAACGACACCUGUGAGCAAAUGGUAAUGAAAAAGGAGUCAGACUACCAAACAAAUGUUCUGAUGUUCCAUCUUCAAACCUCGGAUAUAAUGCCAGCUUUCCCCUAUAUUGCACCAUUCUCUUCCAUGGUACCCAAUUGCUGCCGAAUUGUUAGAUCAUUCAUAAAGGACUCAGUCAGUUACUUGUCUUAUGGUGGACAAAUGAAUUUUUUUGACUAUGUGAAGAAGUAUUUGGACAGGCUCUUGAUUGAUGUAUUAAAUGAAGUUAUACUCAAUACAAUUUACAGUGGUACCACUGGUGUCUCUCAAGCAAUGCAGAUUGCUGCAAACAUAGCUGUUCUAGAAAGGGCUUGUGAUUUUUUUCUUCAAAAUGCAGCCCAGCAAUGUGGGAUCCCGAUCCGCUCUGUUGGAAGGCCUCAGGCUAGUUUAACGUCGAAGGUGGUUCUUAAAACAUCAAGAGAUGCGGCUUACCUUGCUCUGCUAAAUUUGGUGAACUGCAAGUUAGAUGAGUUUAUGGCACUUACAGAAAAUGUGAAUUGGACUCCGGAUGAUCCACCGCCGAGCGCACACGAGUACAUAAAUGAGGUGGUUAUUUACCUUGAUACCCUUAUGUCAACUGCUCAGCAAAUUUUACCUCUUGAUGCCUUGUAUAAAGUUGGAAGUGGGGCUCUUGAGCAUAUUUCCAAUUCUAUUUUUGAAGCUUUUCUUAGUGACAGUGUGAAGAGAUUCAAUGCUAAUGCAGUUAUGGGUAUCAACAAUGAUCUGAAGACAUUAGAAUCUUUUGCAGACGAGAGGUUUCACAGCACUGGAUUGAGUGAAAUAUACAAGGAAGGUAGUUUUCGUGGCUACUUGAUUGAAUUAAGGCAAUUGAUAAACCUUCUUUUAAGCAGCCAGCCUGAGAACUUCAUGAAUCCUGUUAUAAGGCAGAGAAACUACAAUUCUUUGGACUACAAGAAGGUGGCUACUAUCUGUGAUAAGUUCAAGGAUUCGCCUGAUGGGCUCUUUGGAAGCCUUUCAAGCAGAGGUGCAAAGCCAAAUUCUCGCAAGAAGUCAAUGGACGUCUUGAAAAGAAGACUGAGGGAUUUCAACUGAGAGAGGUUGCAGAUCUAUUGGGAUUAGAAGCCGCUGAACUUUCUUUUUUAAUAUUUUAUGAUAAUAUUGAUUUUUUAAUAAUACAUAUGAAUUAGUUUCCUUAAAUAAGUUUUUCUUUAUUUCAAAUGUCGCAUUAUUUUUUCAUCAAAUUUGUUAUUAUUGUGUUAAAAUUCCUUGAAACUUUUUCUAUAGAAGGAUCUUGGAUAUAUAAGCUCAAUAAAGCGUGCAUCAUUCAAUA